This is a messenger RNA of Penicillium riverlandense, 1749 nucleotides long. Its product is annotated as fungal specific transcription factor domain-containing protein. Gene Ontology annotation, biological process: DNA-templated transcription; positive regulation of transcription from RNA polymerase II promoter by galactose. The transcript is spliced from 4 exons. Gene Ontology annotation, molecular function: DNA-binding transcription factor activity, RNA polymerase II-specific; zinc ion binding; RNA polymerase II cis-regulatory region sequence-specific DNA binding. Bases 1 to 1749 code for a protein of 582 amino acids. The record is from RefSeq and is a predicted model, not a curated record. Gene Ontology annotation, cellular component: nucleus. NCBI's taxonomy places the organism in Eukaryota, Fungi, Ascomycota, Eurotiomycetes, Eurotiales, Aspergillaceae.
AUGAGCAGUGGUACAGUACAGGGCCAGAGCCGCCGGCGUGACAGAUAUAUCCGCAUAGCCUGUCACUCUCACGGCGUGCACGGCCUCAUAUCCUCCCUCGAAACCCAAGUCCGGUCGAUCCAGAAGCGACUAGAUGGAGACCCGUUCGGAUACUUGAACCAUGUUCAAAGAGACCCAAUGUUCUUGCUAAACGCGGAAGGUACCACCCGACUGAUUGACCUAUAUCACAAGGAAAUUUGCCAUAUGUAUCCUGUCGUUGAGAAGGAGUUGCUGGUGUCUAAAGCAAAGUCAUUGCGUUCGAUCCGAAGACCAGCUUCGGCUCAUUCAGGGAAUGCCGAAGGACCACCCACGAAGAAUGGUGGAGAUAUUGAUUCAACCAUUCUCUACGCGGUCCUAGCACAUGCACUGUACCUUGGCGACCAGCAGAACCCCGUCGUCAGUGCACUUCUCUUCGAGCGAGUGGAGCAAUCCAUAGGAGAAAUGCUGUCUCAAGCUGAGGCGCAGCUAAAGAUUAUCGUCGUUCUGGUCAUUAGUAGUCUUUACUAUCUCCACAAGCGACAGGACCUGCGUGCCUGGAGAAUGAUCCGGUUCGCCGUCGAGCAAGCUUUAGAGCUCCAACUCCACACUCAAGAAGGGCUGGCUAGAUACGGCCAACUAUCCAACCGCACCUGGGCACUUCGAGUCUUCUGGUCUGUCUACGUUCUUGAUCUUCGAUAUAGUUUCGGAAACAAUCUCCCAGCGACGUUAGAAGACACAGACAUCAACUCGUCGAUUCCUGAGCCAGGUCUUGAAUAUCCAUAUUUAAACGCCAUGGUCACUUACAGCCGUAUCGCCUCGAAAAUAAAGCGUUGGACAUGCAAGCCACGCUUUCAGAGAGGAAAAAGCCUCCCAACAGAGAACGGGUUUCUGGAUUUCCAAAUAGUGAUGUGGUACUCUCAGCUGCCCCCCCAGAUCCAAUUCGAAAUGCCCACAUCCGACAAUACUCAUGAAGUGCUAACUGGCCUCUUUCCGUUACAACUUCGGGUAUCUCUCUACCUUCGACGAAAUCAGAUGCGGAUGUUGCUCCAUAAACCUUCCCUGCAGUCAGUGUCAGCUGUGCAGCAGAAUACUGAGCAGGCAAAGACCGCCGUCCGCCUCGCCACGGAGACGAUCGAGACUCUAGUUUACAUUGGAAAGUUCUCAUCCACAUUCAAUGCGCAACCUGCAGUCUUGUCGUAUUUUUUGAUCUCUGCAUUGGCCGUCUUCUUCCCAGCAGCGGUAAAUGGCCCCUCAGACAUCAUUUCUCUGUGUUGGUCUGAAGUUAUCAAAGCAAUGGAGCUCAUCAGAGCCUUUUCAAAAACGUACGCAUGCGCCCAUCUCCAACGGUUUCUUCAGGAUGUCAGGGACUUUGUCAAUCAUUCUGGACGUAGUCCUCUACCUAGUCGCAGUCCUCAAGAUGCGAGGCCGUCCAGUGGGGCUGGGACAGAUAGUGUCAGAAGCGACACGAGGGACGAUACUAUCAAUCCUACCUCACUGGCUGAGGAGUUAUACACUCUAUUCGAAGCAGCUAUUUCAUGUGGCACGCGUCAAGUGGCACUUCGGGAAGAUUUGGGCCAUCAGCAGACGGAGCCCAACACGCGGCUAGACACACCCAACAUGACUUCAAUGGUGGGAGAUAUAGGCGUGGAUCUUGGAGGAGAUAUCGAACGGGCUAUCUUAGAUUAUUACGGAUAUGACGGCUUCCCUGGAAUGUUCGACGGGAUGGAGUGA